Messenger RNA from Balaenoptera acutorostrata (minke whale), 1587 nucleotides. It is a transcript of the gene TGM6, whose product is annotated as transglutaminase 6. Gene Ontology annotation, molecular function: protein-glutamine gamma-glutamyltransferase activity. Gene Ontology annotation, biological process: peptide cross-linking. The record is from RefSeq and is a predicted model, not a curated record. Lineage: Eukaryota; Metazoa; Chordata; Mammalia; Artiodactyla; Balaenopteridae.
AUGGAUGAGAUCCCUCAAGGACCCCAGGCUUCUGAGGCCCUCCGCAUUAAAGCUGUGUUCCAAACCCCAGAGCUGGAGGAGAGCAAUGCCUGGAUGGCAGUGAAGGAGGCUCCAAUGGAGAACACCAUGACCAUCAGCCUCACCAACCCUCCCGAUGCUGUCAUUGGCUGCUACCAGCUGAGCACCAAGGUUUCCUCUUGCCGCAAACACAGUAACCGGAAUCUGGGCGAGUUUGUUCUGCUUUUCAACCCAUGCUGCCCAGAUAGGAGCUCCUGAGAUGAUGUGUUUCUGGCCGCAGAGGAAGAGAGACAGGAGGACUACGUGCUCAAUGACAGCAGGAUCAUCUUCCGAGGAGUGGAGAAGCACAUCCGAGCCCAAGCCUGGAACUUCGGGCAGUUUGAGGAGGACAUCCUGAACAUCUGCUUCUGCAUCCUGGACCGAAGCCCUAGUCACCAAGAUGACCCAGCCACCGAAGUGUCCCACCGCCACGACCCCAUCUACGUCACUGGAGCCAUCAGCGCCUUGGUGAACAGCAACAACGACCAGGGGGUGGUACAAGGCCAGUGUCAGGGCAAGUACAGUGGCAGCACCAGCUCACUGCACUGGCGUGGCGGCGUGGCCAUUCUGCACAAGUCGUUCAAGGGCAGGUUCAAGCCAGUCAGAUACGGCCAGUGCUGGGUCUUCGCUGGAGUCAUGUGUACAGUCUUGCAAGCAUCCUGCUCUUCACUCCUUGGGUGCUUGGGGAUUGCGACACGGGUUGUGUCCAAAUUUAACUUGGCCCAUGACAUGGGCAGGAACCUGAGUGUGGACAAGUACAUGGACUCCUUCGGGCGGACGCUGGAGGACCUGAUGGAGGACAGCAUGUGGAAUUUCCAUGUCUGGAAUGAGAGCUGGUUUGUCCGGCAGGACCUGGGCCCCUCUUACAAUGGUUGGCAGGUUCUGGAUGCCACCCCCGGGGAGGAGAGCGAAAGCGUGUUCCAGUGCGGCCCGGCCUCGGUCACCGCCAUCCGCGAGGGCGACGUGCACCAGGCCCACGACAGUCCUUCUGUGUUUGCGGAGGUCAACGCGGACUACAUCACCUGGCUCUGGAAUGAGGAUGAAGCCGGGAGCGUGUGUCCUCAGACACUAAGUACUAAGAAGAUCGGGAGGUGCCUCAGCACCAAGGCAGUGGGCAGCGACUCCCGCGUGGACAUCACCAGCCUCUACAAGCAUCCGGAAGGAUCCCAGAAGGAGAGACAGGUGUACAGCAAGACCAUGAAGAAGCAGUUAAGAGUGGAAACCUCUGGAAGGAGGGCCCAGGUCCACAGUGUGGGCAGCCAUGAUCUCUGGCGUGAUGACCUCCUGGAGCCUGCCCCUAAGCCCAGCAUCACUGGAAAGUCCAAGGUGCUGGAGCCACCCAUGCUGGGCCAUGACCUGAGGCUGCUCCUUUGCUUGGCUAACCUCACCUCCCGGGUCCAGCGGGUCCAAGUCAACAUGAGCAGUGCCACCAUCCUUUACACCCGCAGGCCGGUGGCAGAGAUCCUGCACGAAUCCCAUGCAGUGAAGCUGGGGCCAGAAGAAGAUAAGAAUGCCACAGCUGGGAUGUGA